This is a messenger RNA of Arachis duranensis, 1868 nucleotides long. RefSeq names its product cyclin-D3-1-like. The transcript is spliced from 8 exons. Gene Ontology annotation, molecular function: CAAX-protein geranylgeranyltransferase activity; protein farnesyltransferase activity. The record is from RefSeq and is a predicted model, not a curated record. Lineage: Eukaryota; Viridiplantae; Streptophyta; Magnoliopsida; Fabales; Fabaceae. Bases 721 to 1422 code for a protein of 233 amino acids. Gene Ontology annotation, biological process: protein farnesylation; protein geranylgeranylation. Gene Ontology annotation, cellular component: CAAX-protein geranylgeranyltransferase complex; cytoplasm; protein farnesyltransferase complex.
UUGAGACUCUCUCAUGAAACCCAACCUUGCAAAUAACCCUAAUAACCCCAGCACUCCCAUAAUGCCUCCGCCGCUUACAAUCCCUGCACUGCCGGCGAAAUCCUAAUAACCCUGAAGAACGAAGAACAUCGCCGGCGCUCACAAUGCCUCCAUCGGCACUCCCACCAUCUCUGCUCCCACCAUAAACCCCUAACCCUCUCCUCUUCACUCCCAUCAUCGCUGCUCCCACUAGAGCCUCCGCAUCGCGCCUCUAACCUUAAACACAGACCCUCUUCAUCGCGCCUCCAACCCUAACCCCAGAGGCUCUUCAUCGCGCCUCCAACCCUGACCACAGAGGCUCUUCCUCGCCCCUCAACCCUGACCACAAAGGCUCUUCAUCGUGCCUCCAACCCUAACGGCAGAGCUUCAUCGCGCUUCCAACCCCUCCUUUGGCGCUCCCUCCUUCGGCACUCCCUCCGUCGGCGCUCUCUCUGUCUCAAACGCUCCUUGAGUGAUAGUGACGAUGAUGAUGGAUUGAACAUACGACGAAGGUGUUUGCAACGGUCUUCCACCUGUUGCUCGUUGUGAUGACGUGGAUGAUGAUUACAGCUGGUUCUGAUCUCUUGCAACAGUGGGAGGAUAUCCUUGAAUCCGACCCUCUAAUUGAUGAGGUGGGAUUUAUUCAUACAUCUCAGUUUGACUUGCUAAAUGAAGAAUCAGGCAUUUUAGGCAAUUCAUCUGAUGAAGCUAUCUCUCCGGCAACAAAAAGGACAGCAAGCUCUGAGGGAUGUUCCAAGAAGGAAAAAAAACUUCUGGAACAAAGAUCAUAAAUUGGGAAUUUCAGCUUCUAUUAUUCUCUCACUAUACAAAGCUGCUAAACUAGCGUUUAUGAUUGCAUUUAAACAAUACAAGAUGUGUGGCGAUCAAUCUGAUGAAGUUGGGAAUUGUUUACCUGCCUCUUCAUCAUGCGAUGAUCUUCAAAGUAUACUUGUGAGACACAACAGGUCACUUCUGCUGCUAAGUUGCGAUUUUAUGACAGCAUGGAAUUGCAGAAAGUUAGUAGUUUCCAAGGAGAAGCAGCACUCCAUGUUGUUGGAUGAACUUCAUCUGUUUGUGUUCGUACUUUCAUAUUCACCUAAAAGUGAACAAGCUUGGAAUCAUAGCCCUGCUACGUCGAAUAUGGAUGUCAAAGCUGAAAGUAAGGUGGAGGAACCCAAGUUCUUGUUCGAAGCCAAGACUGUUCAGAGAAUGGAGCUUCUUGUGUUGUCUACACUCCAAUGUAGGAUGAACCCUGUCACCCCAAUUUCCUUCUUAGAACACAUUGUUAGAAGGAUUGGUUUGAAGACCCUUUUGCAUUGGGAGUUCUUAUGGAAAGGUGCCAGCGUGUUCUUCUUUCGGUCAUUCCCAAUUCAAGGUUCAUGGGUUAUCUCCCUUCUACAUUAGUUGCUGCUACCAUGAUCCAUGUUAUUAAAGAGAUUGAAUUGUUAAAUGCAAUGGAAUACAUAAAUCAACUCAUGGGGUUACUCAAGACUAGUGAGAAUAAGAUCUAGAUAUUGGAGAUUGUUAACAGAUAAUUACUUAUAGGUUAUUUGAACAAAGAACAAGAUGGAGACUUGGCAUUACAGAUGAAGAUCAAUGCAUGUUACUCUUGGAUUUUCCAAUGUAAAAAAGUUCACAAAUGUUUUCAAAACAAUUAUGUAUGAUUUAAGGGAAAGAAGUUUAAGAGGGCUAGAGGAAAGAGGAACAGCAAAGGACUUGGUGUAUUGAGUGGCAUUCUUAGAUUGCUAGGUGCUGACUAUAAUAAAUUUUCUAUCUGUGAGGAAAUUUGAAGAAAGAUUUCUGACAAAGACAAAGUUUAUAAUGAUUGUGUAAAGGUGAAAAUUUAUAGC